AUGCUCCAGGAUCUGUCGCUGUGGCAGCUGGUGGAGGAUCAUGUUCCACGCCCAGAACGAGCCGAAGUGAAGAGGAUCCUUGGGGAAGCGGCUGUAGACCUAAGCCUGGAGCUUUGGGAGGAGGUGGUGAUGCUGCGGGAACUGCUUAAAGAUGUGCAAACCUCCCACACCCCUGGCUCCGGUCCUGCCUUAGACCUCUGCUCCCUUCUGGCCCCAUCACCCCGCCAAAAGGACCUCGUGCGCCAGGAGCUGAGGCAGCUGCUCCAAGCUCUCCGCCACAAGGCUAUACGUGAGGGCAGGGACCAGGCCCAAGCUUGGACCCAGUAUAGCCCCAGGGUGGUUCGCUUUGCCUUGGAGGAGCCCAGAUGCAAUUCACCAAAGCAGGAGAUACCUGGAAUGAGAGCUGACAAACCCAGCAGCAGCCACAGGGACCUCAGUGUCAUCAGAGAUCGACUGAAUGUGUCUGACAUUGACCAGGUUGCUGGGCACCUGCGGGGUCUCCUGGAAGACGAGAGUCGAACCUUGGAGAGGGAGAUCUCCAUCCUGCGGGGCUGCUUGGAACAGGAGCACAUGAAGGUUUCCCAGUCCUCCAAAGAUGCCCUGGAACCCACCUUGACAGAACUACAGAAACAGAAGAAGGUCAUGGAAAAGGAUUUGCAGAUCCCUAUGGGGGCCUCCUCUGUUGCCCCUAGCCCUAGGCAGCAGCCGCUGGGCAAGCCCCUCUCCCUGGACACACAAGCCAUGUCCUCCAUUCAGGACCCCAGAUCCAUUUCUUGCCCUCGUGGAAUUGCUGGAGUUUUGUCUGGGCCUCCCCAGUGCCAUCUGCCUACACCUCCUUCAAAGUGCCACCCCAAACCUCGAGGCUUGGCUGCCACCUGCCGCUGGGGACGGCAGCUCCGAUGCAGCGCCAGGAAAGGGCCAGCUCCCCCCGCAGUGUCCGGUGCAGUGCCCCAGGCCCGCACCUGA
Molecule: messenger RNA, 966 nt
Organism: Elephantulus edwardii (Cape elephant shrew)
Lineage: Eukaryota; Metazoa; Chordata; Mammalia; Macroscelidea; Macroscelididae
Gene: CCDC24
Product: coiled-coil domain containing 24
Exons: 8
Coding region: 1-966 (321 amino acids)
Source: RefSeq, a predicted model, not a curated record